Molecule: messenger RNA, 1686 nt
Organism: Delphinapterus leucas (beluga whale)
Lineage: Eukaryota; Metazoa; Chordata; Mammalia; Artiodactyla; Monodontidae
Source: RefSeq, a predicted model, not a curated record
AUGAAGUUAUGGGAUGUAAACUGGAACCAGAGUGAAGACCCUAUUACGACGCUUAGCAAUGUGGCCCCCAAACUUCCAGAAAUGGGGAACACCUUUCCCCCCCUGGUCCCAAGUCCUGCAGUGUCUUUACUGCAGCAUUUGGACACGUCCCGCCUGCAGGUGUUGGACAAGCUGAAUGUGGAUAGGAAGGCUGGAUCUGCAGCAGCGCUCUUGGACUAUGAGGUCUCUUUACUUGGCUUUUAUGUGCUGGUACUCAGGGUAUCGGAUUUCAGGCUUCUUUAUUUGGGGGGGAGUAUUAACUUUGGGAAAUCUGGGAUCAGGUCUUUACAGUCUUCAGACCCAAGGGAAAGAGAUGCUGGAAUUGACUCUGGAAUGAUUGAGAAAGAUUUUAUGGAAAUGAUGCAGUUUAAACUGGGUCUUCAAGACGAGCAGAGUUUUAAUCAAGUGGAGAAAGGAGGGCGUGAUGGGCAGAAGCAACACUGCACAAAUGCACAGAGUCGGGAGAGUGCAGAUCUUGGUCCCCUUCUUGAACCAAUCACUGAGGCCGUGGGAAUGGAAUACGUCGACGACUUGGGCGUCUGUCAUGAACAGCUGAAGAAAUGCAAUGGGUCCCAGCAGAACCACAUGGACUUGAAGCAUGGAAAAGAGCAUGCUUGUCCAGGAUGCAGUCAUCAUAAGAAAGAAGCCAUGAUAUCAAGCCUCCUGCUGCCGUCGCUCCUGAGUUUCCUGGUGAUGUGGUACCUCAGUCUUCCCUACUACAAUGUGCUAGAACGCGUGAACUGUAUGUACUUCUAUGACUAUGAGCCCAUUUACAGACAAGUCUUCCGCUUCACACUUCGAGAGCAUUGGAGCUGCUCUCAUCAAAAUGCAUGUCUUGUCAUCCCGGUGACCUCACACCCCUCAGAUGUGAAAGCCAGACGGGCCAUUAGAGUUACUCGGGGCGAAAAGAAGUCUUGGUGGAGAUAUGAGGUUCUUACAUUUUUCUUAUUAGGCCGGUAGGCUGAAAGGGAAGACAAAGUAUUAGCAUUAUCCUUAGAGGAUGAACACCUCCUUUAUGGCAACAUAAUACAAGAUUUUUUAGACACAUACAAUAAUGUGACCUUGAAAACAAUUAUGGCAUUUAGGUGGGUAACUGAGUUUUGCCCCAACGCGUGGUACAUCACGAAGACAGACACUGGUGUUUUCAUCAAUACUGGCAACUUAGUGAAGUAUCUUUUAAAUUUAAACCACUCAGGGGAGUUUUUCACAAGUUGUCCUCUAAUUGAUGAUUAUUCCUAUAGAGGAUUUUACCAAAACCCCCAUUUUUCAUACCAGGGGUAUCCCUUCAAGGUGUUUCCUCCCUACUGCGGUGGGUUGGGUUAUAUAAUAUCCAGAAAUUUGGUGCCAAGAAUCUAUGAAAUGAUGAGUCACGUAAAACCCAUCAAGUUUGAAGAUGUUUAUGUUGGGAUCUGUUUGAAUUUAUUAAAAGUGGACAUUCAUAUUCCAGAAGACACCAACCUUUUCUUUUUAUAUAGGAUCCAUCUGAAUGUCUGUCAACUCAGAUGCAUGAUUGCAGCCCAUGGCUUUUCUUCCAAGGAAAUUAUCACAUUUUGGCAGGCUAUGCUAAGGAACACCACCUGCCAUUUUUUCCCCUUAUAUCAUUACUUCACUAAUGAGUUUAUUAUGAAUAGCUCCAUUAAUGUGUAG